AUUGACAACAACAACGAAAUCAAGGAAUCACGAAUCACAUUUUUUGGUUCAGUCAGGUUAAAGAACAAAUAUUUUUACGAAAUUUUAGUUCGAAAUGGGGUUGUGUAGAUAAAAUCCUUAGUUUUUGAAAUUCUUAUGAUUUAAAUUGUUUUGCAACGUUUCCAAGACAACACCGGUACAUCUUUUCAGCUAAAAUGGCGUUAAAAAUGACUUUUCCUAUAAUACUUUUAAUUCUCUGCAUUUCUGUAAAUGUAAAUGCACAAAAGGUAAUCGAGUUGGAUGAAGAUAACUGGUCUCAAAUAUUGAAAGGCGAAUGGAUGGUGGAAUUUUAUGCUCCAUGGUGUCCCGCUUGCAAAGCUUUAGAAACAAAAUGGAAAGAAUUUUCUCGAUUUGGGCCUGCAUUGGGAGUCAAGAUUGGAGCUGUCGAUGUGACAACUUCCCCAGGACUAAGUGGAAGAUUUAUGGUUACAGCACUGCCAACUAUUUUCCAUGUUUUGGAUGGUCAAUUUAGACAAUACAAAGGAUCCCGUGAUGUUGAUUCAUUUAGUUUGUUUGUUGAGGACAGGAAAUGGGAGCAGGUUGAUCCAAUCUCAAGUUGGAAGGCACCAAAUUCUUUGCAAAUGAGUUUUAUUGCAUCAUUUUUCAAGCUGUCUCAAUCUUUAAGGCAAAUUCACAACAAAUUUACGAAUGAAUAUGGUUUACCAACAAUAGCUUCGUACCUAAUUUUUGCUGUUGCUACAAUUAUCAUGGGAGCUUGUUUGGGUGUAAUUCUAGUUUGUGCAAUUGAUCUAAUAUUUCCACAAAAACCAUCACAAUUUGUAAAAGACUCAGAAGUAAAGAAGAAUAACAUUUAUCCAACUGGAGAUGAUUUGAAUGAUGAAGAUAUAAAAGAUGAUUUGGUUGAUCAGCCAGCAAAUUCUGAUGGUGAGCAUGCCUCAACAGAGUCCGAAGGCAGUCAGAAGGACGAUAAAUCCGGCUCAGAAUCGGGAAAGCCUAGAAAGCGCAAAACAAAAAGGCUGGACAUGUGAUGAUUAGUGAUUAUGAUGAUUUUAAAAACCAAGAGAUGUGACAUCUUUGGUUUGUUAUGGACCUCAAAUAAUUUAUUUUUUUACGAUUUUUCAACGAAAGUAAUUUGCAGUUGAGAUACUUUAAUAAUUAAUUGUAAUUAGUGCUUACUAAUAAUAAAACUUGUUUUUAUUGAUAAUUUUGUAAUACAGUAUGUUAACUUCCAGUUAUAAUAGAUUUUUCGUUAAGGUUUUAAGGUCAGGAUAUUAAAAGAUAUUAUUUAGUGUUCAGAAAACGCAAAACUAAAAAUGUAUUAUGAUUU
Messenger RNA from Sitophilus oryzae (rice weevil), 1327 nucleotides. RefSeq names its product thioredoxin-related transmembrane protein 1-like. The coding region runs from base 195 to 1028 and encodes 277 amino acids. NCBI's taxonomy places the organism in Eukaryota, Metazoa, Arthropoda, Insecta, Coleoptera, Curculionidae. The record is from RefSeq and is a predicted model, not a curated record. The transcript has 8 exons.